AAGUGCCGGUCCAAUUGGAAUCCAAUGGGAUGGAGGCAAAUUUCCUGACAACUUGAAAGAAAAGCAGCCGGAAAAGCGACAAGUCGUGAAAAUGGACGACAAGGGUUUCGUGGAGAUCGACGGCUCCUACCUGGAGGGCGGCGGGCAGGCGCUGCGCAACGCCCUGAGCCUCAGCUGCAUCCUGGGCAAGCCGGUGCGCGUGACCAAGAUCCGGGCGAAUCGCCCCAAGCCGGGACUCUCCCACCAGCAUUUGCACGGCGUGAACCUGCUGCGGGACAUCUGCAACGCCGACGUUGCAGGCAACACGCUGCUCUCCACCGAACUCGAAUUCACGCCGCGCACCAUCCGGGGCAGCACGUACCGCGUGGAGACGCACACGGCGGCCAGCAUCACGCUGAUCUACCAAAUGGCCCUGCCCGUCCUGCUCUUCGCCGGCCGCCCCUCCCGCCUGUUCGUCGCCGGCGGCACGAACGUGGCCUUCGCCCCGCCGGUGGAGUACAUGCAGCAGGUGCUGCUGCCGCAUCUGAAGCCCCUGGGCGCCUCCUUCGACCUCAAGGUGCAGCAGUACGGCUUCUAUCCACGCGGCCAGGGCAGCUGCCAGCUGGACGUGCAGCCGGUGGAAAAGCUGAAGGCUGGGCAGUUCCUGGACUUUGGCCGCCUGCAGCUGGUCAGCGGAGUGGCCUUCACCGCCGGCCGUUUGCCCAAGAGCCUGGCGAUCGACAUGCAGCAGACGGCGCAGCGCGAGAUCCAUCGCCUCUUGCCGGAGAUGCACGAGAUCAGCGUCGAGGCGGUGAAGCAUGCGCCUGAGAAGGCGCGCGACAACGGAGCCGGCAUUCUGAUGACGGCCCACACAACCGGCGGCUGCAUCCUGGGCGCCGCUUCGCUGGGCCAGAAGCGAGUCGACGGGCAGGCGCUCGGCUCGGAGGCCUCCCUCCGGCUGGCCGAGUACGUGCGCAAGGAGAUCUGCGUGGACGAGCACAUGCAGGACCAGCUGAUCAUCUACAUGGCCCUGGCGGCGGGCCGCUCGAGGAUGCGCACCGGACCGCUGAGCAGCCACACGCGCACCGCCAUCCAUGUGGCCGAGCAGCUGGCCGGCGUCCGGUUCGAGGUGACCCUGGAGGCCGCCGGCCAGACGCUGGUCGAAUGCGAGGGAGCGGGACAACUGAACGGGAUGCUUUAACAAUCGGUCUUUACUCUAAAGGCAAUCUUAAAAAUAAUGUGGAGAAUAUACGCGGUGCUAGAGGCGCCGGAAAAUGGC
Molecule: messenger RNA, 1258 nt
Organism: Drosophila takahashii
Lineage: Eukaryota; Metazoa; Arthropoda; Insecta; Diptera; Drosophilidae
Gene: Rtca
Product: RNA 3'-terminal phosphate cyclase
Biological process (GO): RNA processing
Cellular component (GO): nucleus
Molecular function (GO): RNA-3'-phosphate cyclase activity
Source: RefSeq, a predicted model, not a curated record